AUGAGAACAGUACAACAAAAAAGAAAUCGUGAAUCGUCCAAAUUUGGAAAGAGAGAUUGCCACCCAUCCUUCAAUCCAUCUGUUACACCCCCCCCUCCCUCACCACAAACACAACACAAACAAUGUAAUACAUUGUUGCGAUCAAUCCCAUCAAUGACGACAUUACCUUUCUUCCUCUCACUCCUCCUCAUCCUAUCAAACUAUAAACAACAAAUCACCGCCAUCAUUUAA
Molecule: messenger RNA, 231 nt
Organism: Cavenderia fasciculata
Lineage: Eukaryota; Evosea; Eumycetozoa; Acytosteliales; Cavenderiaceae
Exons: 1
Coding region: 1-231 (76 amino acids)
Source: RefSeq, a predicted model, not a curated record